AUGGGAUUCGGGCCUUUCCGUUGGGUGUGCACCUCUCAAGAACCUGACGAUCUUGCGCAAACAGAUCGCAUAUCGUGUGAGGUGAUCGAAAAUCUCCUGAAAACGAAAGUGCCAGAACAUGUACUGCAGCAGUACACAGACAACAAGAAGUGGAUUGAAGGUGCAGCGGAGAAUCGUCUCGUGGUCGGAAGUCAAGCUCGAAUCCUCUAUUCUGACCAAGAAGGGCGGAUUGCCCUCGCUUUGGCAUUCAACGACGCUGUCCGAAGCGGAAGAGUGUCUGCACCAAUCGUCAUAGCAAGGGACCAUCAUGAUGUCUCAGGAACUGACUCGCCGUUUCGCGAAACAUCGGACAUCAGCGACGGUGACUCAUUCCGCGGCGCCACAUGGGUGUCAUUGCACAACGGAGGCGGAGUCGGAUGGGGUGACGUGAUCAACGGAGGCUUCGGAUUACUUCUCGACGGAACCGAGAAUGAGAAGCUUUGCGUCACGAUUCCUAAUGAUGCCGACGACUCUCUUCUCGAUCAACUCUUCUAA
Molecule: messenger RNA, 534 nt
Organism: Ostertagia ostertagi
Lineage: Eukaryota; Metazoa; Nematoda; Chromadorea; Rhabditida; Trichostrongylidae
Source: the annotation of a GenBank genome assembly